Messenger RNA from Oryzias melastigma (Indian medaka), 4659 nucleotides. It is a transcript of the gene rnf19a, whose product is annotated as ring finger protein 19A, RBR E3 ubiquitin protein ligase. The transcript is spliced from 10 exons. The coding region runs from base 704 to 3040 and encodes 778 amino acids. The record is from RefSeq and is a predicted model, not a curated record. Lineage: Eukaryota; Metazoa; Chordata; Actinopteri; Beloniformes; Adrianichthyidae. Gene Ontology annotation, molecular function: ubiquitin conjugating enzyme binding; zinc ion binding; ubiquitin protein ligase activity. Gene Ontology annotation, biological process: protein polyubiquitination; positive regulation of proteasomal ubiquitin-dependent protein catabolic process; ubiquitin-dependent protein catabolic process. Gene Ontology annotation, cellular component: ubiquitin ligase complex; cytoplasm.
CCCUCUUAGCUUGCAAUUGCAUGAUGAAACAAACAAUAGACUAUUUUACAGUUUAUUAAUUUAGUUUAUUGACAGUUUUGAUUAAAGAAAAGAGAACACGUAUCUACUAUAAGUACAAUUUAGUAACAGCAUUUGAGAACUCGGGGCUUUUCUCAAAGCAAACGUUAAUCCUAAUUUUUUUUUUUUUUUAAAUCUGAUACAUAAAACAUUACAUGAAGAAUAAAUAAAUAUAUAGUAUUUAAAUAAUCAAUGACAUUUAAUACUUUAAAGUUAAGACUUUUGUUUUGAAAGGAAAACGUUUGCAACCGGAAGUGUCGGUAUUGUUUUGUUUAAGUUUCCUUGAUGACAACAGUCAGAGUCGGGGAAUGUACCUUGGCUGAAGUUUUGUGUUACAUAUUUUUUCCCCCAACGUACUUUGUGAAAUGGACACAAUAAUAGACUUUGCUGUUGUGAAGUAACACGAGAUUGGACGACACAAAACGACUCAUCUCCUGUGUCAGAACCUUUGCAUCAGCCACCUCAACAUCCUUCGUCAAAUCCUGUUCAAGCACCUCAAGAUGAUGUUCUCGCCAUUAUGUCCUAGCAGCGAGUAGUCCCUGCUCCGUCCAUCAACCCCACUCAUUCUCUGCGUCCCCUUUCCCUUUGGCCCUCCUUAUCAUCGCCCCUGAUGUGGUGAUCCUCCGGCCGCACCCCUUCUAGCAUCAUGAGCAGUUUUCCUCAGCAUCCCUAUGGCAGAUCAGGCUCAGAGCGUGACCUUCACUCUGCUGCCUCCUCAGUCAGCCUUCCCUCUGUGCGAAAGACUCCUAAGAAGCGCCGUCUGUCUCUCCACUCUCUCUUUGGUAGAAGGCGCCGACCUGACCGUGACCCCAGGCGAAAAUCGAAGGCGUCGCAGUCAGGAAGUGGCGCAGAUGGGAUCGUUAGCAAUGAAAGCAUACAGUCGGAGACUUGUCACGACAGAACGUCAACCUAUUCUCCACUAGAAGUGGCCUCGACCUCCUCAGGCUUUCCCCCAGAGCUGUUGGAGUGCCCUCUGUGUUUGCUGCGUCUGCCACGCGAGCGCUUCCCGGACAUCAUGACCUGUCCCCACCGAUCCUGCGCAGACUGUCUGCGGCAGUAUUUGCGCAUUGAAAUCUCUGAGUCGCGGGUCAACAUCAGCUGCCCCGAGUGUUCAGAGCGCUUCAACCCCCACGACAUCCAGAUGAUCCUGGGAGACCGAGCGCUCAUGGAAAAGUACGAGGAGUUCAUGCUGAGACGGUGGCUGGUAGCCGAACCGGACUGCCGCUGGUGUCCUGCCCCAGAUUGCGGCUAUGCGGUCAUUGCUUUUGGCUGCGCCAGCUGCCCAAAGAUCACCUGUGGGCGUCAGGGCUGUGGGACCGAGUUCUGCUACCACUGCAAACAGUUGUGGCAUCCCAACCAAACAUGCGACACUGCACGUCAGCAGAGAGCCCAGAACCUCAGGCUGAGGGCUUUCAGGUCAUCGUCUCUCAGCUACAGCCAGGAAAGCGGAGCAGCAGGUGAUGACAUCAAACCGUGCCCUCGCUGCUCGGCCUACAUCAUCAAGAUGAAUGAUGGGAGCUGUAACCACAUGACCUGCGCCGUCUGCGGCUGUGAGUUCUGUUGGCUCUGCAUGAAGGAGAUCUCCGACCUGCACUACUUAAGUCCAUCAGGCUGCACCUUCUGGGGAAAGAAGCCCUGGAGCAGGAAGAAGAAAAUCCUUUGGCAGCUUGGCACCUUGGUGGGCGCGCCUGUGGGCAUUGCCCUCAUUGCCGGCAUCGCCAUCCCAGCAAUGAUCAUUGGCAUCCCGGUGUACGUCGGCCGAAAGAUCCAUAAUCGCUAUGAGGGCAAGGACAUCAACAAACACAAGAGGAACCUGGUGAUCGCUGGUGGCGUCACGCUGUCGGUGAUCGUGUCACCUGUAGUUGCUGCGGUCACAGUUGGCAUCGGCGUUCCCAUCAUGCUUGCGUACGUCUACGGAGUGGUGCCCAUUUCCUUAUGCCGGAGUGGCGGCUGUGGAGUUUCUGCCGGAAAUGGCAAAGGAGUGCGGAUCGAGUUUGAUGAUGAAAAUGAUAACAUAGGCAGUGGGGCAGUAGCAACAGACACGACUUCAGUGGCGGAGACUCGACUCAAUAAUCCGAGCCUCGGCGACGCGGCGAGCGUUGGUGGUUUAACAGGCCUGAGCGUGAGCGGAAGCCACAUGGAACGCUGCGGCGUGAGCACCGCUCAGCGGGACAACAUGAGCGACAACGCCAGCACCACGGCCCUAGCCGGGACCAGCAUCACUGGCAGCCUGUCUGGCAGCUGCUACAACAGGAUGGAGGUGCAGGCCGACGUCCAGAAAGAGCGCUGCAGUCUGAGCGGCGAAUCGGCAACCGUCAGUCUGGGGACUAUGAGUGACAACGCCAGCACAAAAGCCAUGGCGGGAUCUAUCCUUAAUGCCUACACGCCUCUGGAAAGGGAUAAUAGUCUGGAGGUGCAGGCAGAUGUGGAGUCAAAACACCGAAAGGUGAGACACGGCAGCGCCAGCAGCAGCCUGGAUGAAGCCAACUGCAUCGACAGCAGCACUGCGGGGGUUAAAAGAGCCAGCAGUCUCUCCGGCUGCUGCUGCGCUCAGCCCAGCAACUCCUGCUGCACCUCUGAGGAGCCUUCAACCUCGGGGGGUAAAACCUCCAAGAGUCAGCUUUGGAAGAGCAGCAGCAGCGAAGAAGAGACGAAAGUGAACGAAACGCAUGGAGACGUGGACACGCACCACCUGGAGCAGCGCAGCACAAACUCCUCCGAGUUUGACUCGCCGUCCUUGAGCGGCAGCCUCCCGUCCGUGGACGACUCGCACUGGAGCUGCUUUUCAGCCGAGCACUUCUCUUCAUCGCCGCUUUCCUCGCCGAGAGAAGGAAGCAGCAACACCUUCCUGUACAUCAACGAGGAGAGCGUCGGCGACGUUGUGGAGGCACUGCCGAGGAGGCACAACCCAGAAACUUCCAGAAACAUUUCUGCACAUCCUGUGAGCCCAGUGAGGAAACACUGUAUACAGACAGACAUCUGAGGGGGGGGGCACUCAGCUCGCCUUAAGACCUAAUGUCCACCGUCCACUGUCAGGGCUAGAAUGUUAGUCUUUGAUCACAUGAGGUCGCCGCAGAAGUGAAAGAGGGAUGCAAGUUCUCAGAAGGCCGGUUAAGGAAAGUAGAGGUCAGUUAGGAAAGGAUCAGAACCGAUUUUUGUCAAGUAGAACUGAACGGACCUGGAGUAAGUCGAGUAAGUGAGGUGAUGUGCUGAGGCACAACCAGACCAAAACACUGAAGUUUCUGCUUUAAAAACAGAAAAGAAACUGACCCCAUCCAAUGGUUUGGAGCUAGUAAUCUGAGGUGCUUUGACCUAACCGAAAUCUUUUCUUCUUUUAGCCGUCUAAAAGAAAACAGUCUGGUUUCUGUCCUACAUUGUUCCACCUUCAUUCUUUUGAUCCGUCCGUUGAGUUUCUGGGAGGGACCACUUGAUAAAGUAGCAGAAAUAUAUUUUCUAUAAUCAAACGUUAAUUCGUAGAUCCUUUUUACUUAGGUGUUUUUUUUUGGUUGUUUUUCACUUUUUUUUCCUUUUUGGGAAAGUUGAAAUGUUGAAACCCUUUUUAUUGGGUCCAACUUUUUUACUACAUUAUAAGAAAAAAAUAUAAAUAUUUAACUCUUCUAAUACAGUUCGUAACUAACUUUGGCUGCACAGAUUUACAGCAAAUUUAUCAAUCAUAAAGUUGUAUUUAAAAUAUUUAGUAUUUUCAUAUAAUAUAAAUGCAAAAACCUACCAGAUUUGUACACAAAACAACUUUGUUCAUAGUUUUUUUAAAAUAAAAAAAUAAACAACAGAAAGCAGAAAUUGAACCCAAGUCUUUGUAAUAAUUAAAGUAACAAAAUGAGGAAAAAUAUGACCUUUUUAGUGAAAAAGAAAUUCUCCUUAUUUCAAAAAGUCUUUUUUUUUAGUUGUGAAUGUAAAGUCUUGAUUCUCAUUGUGUAUAUAAAUGAUUUUAUUUUAGAUCUUCACAUAAACCACAAAAUGUUUUUUGCUGAAGAAUGAUGCAGGUAAUUUUAUAUAAAUCAAGCCUAUUGUGCCUUUUGGGGGAAGCUUGCUGUGUAUAGUUUCUAUUUCUCUUGUUUGUGGUUUUGUCGAAAUUAGACAAAAUCAACAGAGAAUUGAUUUAUAUUUGCCUCAGAAAAUGUUAUAUAUGAUCAAACAUGAUGUAUUUACUUGCAUCAGCUGGUGUAAUCUACCAAAGACUAGAAUUAAACCAGCAGAACUUUUUUUUUGAGUUGAAAGCACCUAAAAGUAUGUUUUUUGUUUUUUUUUUUAUGUCCAUCCCAAACCAUGAAAAAAAAAUCCCCUGAUAAAGCCAAAGUUUGAGUUUUUGUCCACAAAAUGAGCAAAAUUUUGCAAUAAAUGAGUUGACCCGAGACCGCUUUCUGAGUUCUACUCAGCAGUGACACUAAAACCACCUGAGCGGAAGACUUCCUAAAUCCUAAAUCCUGCCAGUUUGAGAUAUUUUUACCCUUUUUGUUUCAUUUUUUUGCCAUGUUUGUAAUUUUGUCAAAAGAGGCAUUUGUAUUUAAGAACAUAUGUCUGAAUUAUGCUUCAAAAUGUGCAAUUAAAUGCAUAUCAUUGAAUAAAAACAUAAAGAAAUCA